Messenger RNA from Hymenoscyphus albidus, 1647 nucleotides. Lineage: Eukaryota; Fungi; Ascomycota; Leotiomycetes; Helotiales; Helotiaceae. The record is from the annotation of a GenBank genome assembly.
GCCAUACUCGUACGUGAAAAACUAUCACGGAGACACCUCCUUUUUCCAUCUCCACUGGGUACCUGUAGGGUAUGCUGCGCUGCCUCGGCCUCCCCAAAUGAGAAGAUCGUCGCAGGGAUCCUUUCUGACUUCCCGAUUCCCAUUUCCCGGUUUUGGGAGAACGGAGAAGCCCUCAGGCGCCUCGACUGUUCUGUCACUUUGACCUCCCCUCCUUCAUCAAGUAAUCCGGGGACAACAGGGUUGGCCCGUUUUCUACAGCAACCACUUCCUCCUUGUCACGCACUUGACCCCGAAAGCUUAUCUGCUGCGGUCCUUGAGCUUACGGGCUCUACGAGUAUUGAGUUUACCUGAGUGUAUGGUGCCUCACGCGAUCAUCUCUGUCCACGUUUUCAACCUAUUCACAAGACGUUGAACAGGAUGUCCAUCACGAAAGAUGAUUCUGCGUCCAAGCCGGGCGUGCUGAAGGAUGUCUUAGUGGUUGGAGAGGCCUUGGAUGAGCCGUUUGAUAAUUUAUUGAAUUUUCGCGAUGUGGGUAAGACAGUGAACAAAUUUCUUGGAGAAAAGUAUGUCAUCUCAAUAGAGCAGGUCCGUUGGAUCCCAAUUGCUAAAACCUUAAUAGACGUGUUACAGAAGGCCUUCUUUACAGAUCCGCAAGACCAGGUAAGCCUAAAUUCUCAUACACUUUGAUGGCUCAGAAUGACUGACAUUACUAGAUGAUGCGACACUACAAGACAGAAAAAGAUUACAAGACGACUAUGGCAUCAAAACCAUCAUGGAUCUCCGCACCGUGUAAGAGCCAGCCCAUCGAGCUCUAAAACUAUACUAACCUACUCAAGCACAGAGCACAAAAAACAAAAGGCAAAGCGCGAAUCCGAUCUUCAAUUUGAACAACUUAUCGAAGCAAAUCCAGCUCUAGCAGAACCCAUGCAAAUCCCAGGCUUGAAUUAUCUGCCAAUUAACAUUAACGGCAAAGGAUUCGAGCACAACCUCCUCUGGCAAUUAUCCUGCUGGAGCUUUCUGUGCGUCCUUAUCCGUUCCCACCAGAUAAAAGAGCAUGCUAACCUAUCUCACCCAGAAAAUUGAUAUUCCUCAUGAUGGUUGGACAGAGGAUGAAAGCCAUCAGCAUCCUAGGUCGAGAAGUCAUAGAACCCCGCGGCUUGAUAGGGCUAGGCUACGAUACUCUUGAUUUCUGUGGUCCAGAAAUUGCAGAUGUAAGUUUCUCAUUCUUUUUCUCCCCAUAUUUGUUACCGAGACUGAUAAUCACAGGCUCUCCGCGCCCUUUCCAAUCCAAAGACUUCACCUGUUCUAAUCCACUGCACGCAAGGCAAAGACCGCACAGGAAUAAUCAUAGCACUUGCUCUCUUUCUCCUGAAAAUCCCUGUUGAAGCUGUAUCUCAGGACUACUUACUCUCUGUCGAGGGACUUGUUUCAGAAAGGGGAUCGAGGCUAGUAGAGAUUCGUGAAAUUGGGCUGGGCGAGGAGUUUGCGGGGUGUCCGACAGGGUGGGUGAAGGCUAUGAAGAAGCAUGUUGAUGAGAAGUAUGAGGGCAUUCAGGGGUAUGUCAGGAGUAUUGGGUUUAAGCAGGUGGAUGAAGAUGGGUUUGUGGAAACUUUUGGUGCCUGAUAAGUGCGGAGGAAUUAGUAGACU